CUUGUUGGAUGUAUGUGUAUAUUGCUGCAUUUGCCAACGUCAAGUCAAAUUGCAAUGAUCAUGGGUCGGAUUUCUGUUAUUGUCAAAGAGAAAGUGGUCGAUUGGCAUGCUGACCAUUUUUUUACAGUUAUGGAAUAAUUUCUACCAUAUUCUGAGCUGAAAAUGCUGUUAGUGAGAUGACAAGUUUGCUGAAACUAUGCAGCUAGCUCGGUUGCUGGUUAAAUUAAUCCUUUGACAAUUAGCUAAUCUUUAAGUAGUUAAGGUACAUUCGCUACUUAUCUUGCAAACUAGCGAUGUAUAAUGUCAUCUGUUUAAUAGCAAACUUAGGCUGUGUUACAGCUAACCAAGGGAGGAAGCUAACCUGUUACCUAGCUGACACAUUUGUAUAAAUGCAGAUGUGGUUAUAGCAGCACUCGGGUAACUUGGCAAUCUCACAAACGUCGUAAACAUUUUUCAUUAUUUAUGACACCAAACUAUUUGAUAAUUAUCGUUUGAGCAUUCUGAACAACUAUGAGAAUCGAAAAGGCCAGACUACGUUAGAUCUGUAUCGAAACAACCCAAAUUGUUAAGCUUGAUUGUUUAUAAACUAGUAGUCUUACGUUGUAACCCUAUAGCCAGCAACCUUUAUUAAUAAUACAGAUAUGUCGUAUAAAAAACACUCAAGAUCAGUAACAACAUAAUUAACAAAUGGACGGAAAAAGGAUUGUCGAAAUCAGUUGUCACCUCAUUAUAGCCGGUUGGAAAAGAUUGCUGCAGUUCUCCAGACACUGAAAAAAGGGGAAGAGGAUGGAUUGGUGGGAGGACUUCCCCCAGGACCACGCCUCUGUGGACUGGGCCAUCUCGGGCCUGCCUGGGGACCUGGACGUCCAGCAGCUGCUCAGAGACACCGAGGAGAAGCUGAAGCUGAACGCUUGUAGUAUUGAGCAGAGCCUGAAGGAGCUGCAGGUGAAGUUGGGUGACUCCUGGACAGGGGACAAGCCCUCCACCCCCACGGAUUGCUUCCACUGGUUCAGUCCGCGCAACCUCACUUUCCUGAAGCCCACCUGUACUGGACAGCAGCAGUUGCUGGACUUUCUCAAAGCCCUGCAACAGUUUUUAAGGACAGAGGAGAAGGGGCGGGAGGAAGCGACCCUGCAGCUCCUAUUGGACAUCUCCUCCCAGUGUGGCGUGGCCUUUCCCCGCCCCGCUCCCUUGACCGCCCAGCACCCGGCGGCUGGCUCCCCGGUGCACGCGGUGAGGGAGGAGGCCGCCCUGGAAGUGCAGGAGGUCUGGGAGGACGUCCGGCUCCUGCUACGCCGCCACCUGCUGGACAAGCUGCAGACUGCGGUGGCGGCGGACCCCGACGGGGGCGGGAGCCGGCCCCGCGCGUCCCAGCGCGCCCAGCGUCUCCAGCAGCUCCUCUUCCUGUACCCGGAGGCAGAGGUCCUGUCCCGCUACCAGAGCGUUCGGGUCAAGGCCGUCCAGGACGUCCUCCAGAGCGCCCAGUCCUCCUGUCCCGGCGAGACAGGUUUCGACAGGGUGGCCGGCGGCUUCCGGGCGGCGUCCCCCGCCCUGCUCCGCCUGGUCGGGGAGGACCUGCGGGCCCUGAGCUCCCUGGUGGAGCCCGCCGCGGCCCUGGCCUUCGUUAACCACGCCCACCUCGCCACCGUCGCGCGCGAGCUGGCCUCUCUCCUGGAGAAGCUGGUGGAAAACACGGCGAAAGACAACAGCGCGAGCGGCGGCAAGGUCAGGAAGUGCUCCGCCAAGUCCAGAGUAGCGGUCGCUCCCCAGGAGGAGCCCCCGAGGAGAGGGCGGAGCUUCUGCCUGACGUCCCACCAGCUGAGGCAGCUGACCCUGCUCGCCAGCGUUCUCCUGGACCUGGAGGAGCGCGUGGAGGAGCUGGCGGCCCACCUGGGCUUCCUGUGCUGUGCCGGGGAGACCCCCUGCAGCGUGAGAGGGAUCCUGAAAAAGACCAGAGACGACCCAGAGACGACCGUACGGGAGAGCAGCAAAUCAGCCGCAGAAACGUUCCCCCCGCUCCCCGAGGCGACGGCCCUGGAGUUCGACUGGAGGUCCGCGCUGAGGGAGCUGGCCCCGCCCAUGGCCCACUGCGUGAAGGUGGUGCUGGAGGACGUGUGCGCCAGGGGCCUGCAGCAGGAGGAGGAGGCGGCGGCCCGCGCGUCAGGCUCCGCCCUCCUGGCCCUGGCCGACGCGCCCCCGCCGGAGGGCCCCCCCGCGCCCCGCCCGGGGAGCGAGCCCCCGAAAAUGAUCGCCAAGUUUGCUGGUGACAUCAUGGCGGAGCUGGACGCCCUGUUUCCCCUGGCUCUGGCCUGCCGGGAGGACCCUCUGCUGGACGUCCGGGCGAGCUUCGUCGAGGCCGCCGGCAAGGUGACGUCGGCCGUCCUGGGCCGGCUCCAGGAGAGGGGGAGGGAGGUCCCCGCCUCGGCCCCUCUGCGGAACCUUCCGGCGCUGCUGGCCACCGGAGUCUACGUCCAGCAGAGGCUCGGCCACUACGCGGCCCGGCUGAAGGACCCGGCCCGAAUGUCUCUUUCCCUGCUGCCCGUCCAGAAGUGCCAGGAGCUGACGGAGGCCCUCCAGGAACACCUGACGGGCUACUGCGUCCAGGCGUGCGCCACCUGCGUCCUGCACGACCCCGAGAGCCACCACUGGGGCGACCCCAAGCCGUUUUACGAGGGGGAGCGGUGUUCCUUCUCCAUCCAGAUGUGGCACUACUUCCUGUCGGGCCUGCGCAGCGACCUGUGGGCCCUACUCCCACCGGGCCUGGCCCAGGACAUCCUGGCCCAGGUUCUGAGCCAGACCCUGGAGGUGCUGGUCCACCGGUACUCUCGGGCCUGCCCCUCCUACAAGAGGACCCAGCAAAUCAGGACUGACAUCACGGCCAUCCUGCUGUGUGUGGAGCAGCUGAUGUGGGGCGUGUGCUCCAGCUCCCGGUCCCUGGUCCGGCCGGAGUCCCGGGACGGGCCCUGGAUCUCCUCCGCGCACAGCCUGUGCGAUCAGCUGAUGAACGUGCUGGUCGUCGUCACCUCGCCCCUGCCGGACCUGUGCAAGCAUUUUUACAGAGAUCCUUCGGACGAACCUCCCUCUCCUUCGACAGAGACGCCAUCUUGCAACCAGGGGGCGCAGUGGCUGCGUCAUAUCAACCCGUCACUUUUUUCAGACGAGUCACUUAGGCGAGGGGCGUCGGCGGGGGACGAACUGGAGGCCGUGGGUCGGCUGCGGCUGGCGUGCUCGCAGCCGGACUGCAACUACAAGCUGCUGCUCCAGGCCCUUCUGCAGUCCGACUGCGUCCUGCUGCAGGCCCUGCUGCGCAGCUCACGUUCCUGUGCGGAGGACGGGGCAGAAGACUCGGCAGAGGUCGGGCGGGAGGGAGACGCGUUUCUCGAGGCCGCGUUCUCGGUGCUCUCCACGCUCAACUGCGUCCCCAAGGCCCUGGCCCUCGCGUUCGAAAGCUACUUCGACGAGCGACGCCUCUGGGAUCGUUUAUAUGACCUGCCAGACCCCGGCCAGGCAGAGCCCACCGUGCUGAGGUGCUUGAGAGCUACGAUGACCGAGUCCAUCGACGGCAUCGUGGGCAAAAUCGUCGCCAUGGUGACGUCCUGGCAGGCGUCCGACGACCGCGCCUCCUCGCCUCCCGCGCAGGUCGUCCCAGAGAGCGUACUCAGCAAAGUACCGAAGGAGUGGAACUACAUGUCCCAGGACCCCAAAGAAAAGGAGGCCGCCAACGGCUGUGCCAAGCUUCUGCUGCAAGCCGUCUCCUUCGUCUUCGCCAACCUGCCCUCCGCGGUGGCGUCCCUCCCCCUGCCCGUCCGCUACCUCUUCCUCGCGGGCGAGAGGCGCCUCUCCCAGAAUUCCCGGCAGCCGAGGCCCACGGGGCUGCUCCUGUGGGACCUCCUGGGCUUCCUGUGCCAGCGCCUGGAGGACGGGGGCGCUCUGGAGCGCCUCUCCGACCGGCCGCCGCGCCGCGGGGACGCGGAGACGCUGGCGCUGGUGGCCGAGUGCCUGAGGGCGGCCGCGGGCCAUCAGAGGGCGGGGCCCAAACCCGCGGUCCUCACGGCCCUGCAGACCCUGGAGGAGAAGCGCCCGAAAUGGAGGUCCGCUCAGCUCCAGAAGGCCCGGAAACUGUGCUCCGAGGGGGCGUUCGAGCCGGUGGAGACCGGCGCGGCGUCGGAGAGAGGCGCUGGCGCGCCUGAACUGACUGAGCAGAAAAUAGGUCUGAUGGUCCUGGAGAUCUGCCACAGAGCAGGUGGCGGCGAGUACCUGAGGCAAAUCUAUCACAUCAUCCGACUCAAUGAGGAGCUGCUGGCCUCCCUGCUCUCCGCUCCGACGGACCCCACCCAGGCCGGCCCCCAGGCCCCCGCCGCGAUCCUCGACCCGGGCCCCGCCGGCCCCCGACCGCCCUUCGACCCGGUCGCUCAGUUCAACCGCAUCGGCGCCAAGGAGUUCGACCAGUCGGCCAUAAGUGACUGGAGCUGGGACUGGGCCCAACUGCUGCCAAGUUAUCAGAGGAUGAGUCAGGUGACCUUGAAGGCGCUGCUGGCAAACAGGUGGGACCUGCAGGAUGGCGCGGCCCUUGAAGAUGAAGAGAGGGCCCUGGCGGGUCUCCUGCGGAAAGCCUACUUCGGCGACGGCCCGGGAUCAUAGCGCUCCGCCGGCGUUCGCCGUGCCGAAGCGAGGCGCCGGAGCCGAGCGGAGCCCCGCGCCUCGCCACGCCAGGCGGCGGCGAACGCCUUCGAUUGAAGACGCGCUUGACUCAAAAAUCGCUUCCCCCUGAAUUCUCAACCUUUUAUUUUCUUCUUCUUCUUAAAGUUUGGGAAAUGAAUUCAUUUCAGGCCAGAGCAAUUGAGGAUGAAACGGAAAUUCAGAUUAAGGGCGCCUGUGAUCAUCAACUGUUCAACUGUUUUUAUUGUUUGUUUUUUUCAAUGUGCUAGUCCAAUAGCCAGGAUUGUUCUUUGAGACUGCCCUUCAAGGCAGAAAUUAUUUAAUACUGUGUGCCCAAGAAAAUAGGGAAGAGGCCUUGGCUUUGGUAAGAUCCGCAGGUAAGCCUGAAAACAAGAUGGACUCAAAUAUCCCACUGUUAUCAACUAGUUCAAAUGAUUCAUGAUGUGAAUAAUUAUCAAUUUAUUGUUAUUUUUAUUACAACCCUAUUGACAAGAAUUGAAUCAUCUGUGAAACUACUGCUGUAGUGAAAUGAGGUACAACAUUCAAAUGGGGAAAAUCGUUUUUUUUUUUUUUCAAAAUACAGCAUGCAGCACUUAAAGAAAGCAACUCUUUCAAAUGUAGUCGUCCUUGAAACUCGGAGCGAAAAUACCAGAGUACCCUGAAAAGAGAUACACGAAGACUACUUUCUCAGACAACGUGCGGCUUGUCUCGCAAAAUCAACAUGUUUCUGUCUAAUUCUUGACAUCUUGGCUGUCUAGUCCUGGCGAUGCGCUUUCAAGCCUUCCUCUUGUACACUGUAUCCUCUGACAUGUGAAUCCUCUGUGAAUAGAGGGCAAGAAUGAAAAAAAACUCACUUUUUCAUUGCUUCUCAGAUCCUGUCACUGAUGCUGUAAAGUUAUAGGACUUGGUGUGACUUGUGUACAGAAUGUUAUGAUUUCAUGCAUCAUUGCUAUAGCAUCCAUAGAAUAUAUCAGAUGGAAAUAUUCUUGUAAAAUUCUGAAUGUAUAUUUUGUAAGAACUCCCCUAGAAUGAAUGUGAUUAUUAUUAUUAUUAUUAUUAUUAAUAUUAUUGUUAUUAUUAUUAUUUCUGUAAAGGAUUAUUAUUCUGUUGAUGUUAGUUUCAAAAAAUACUUUUAUUAAGUGUAUGAUAUGAUUUUUUUUUUUGCACUUAAAAGUAUUACUGUGUCUUAUUAAAUCUUUGUAUCCCGUAGUACUGUAAGUGUCUGAAUAAAUUAAACAGCAACUCUGUGCUGAUCUUUGUCAGUAUUCAUCCCCAGUGUAUUCAGAACAAUAGACUAAAAGGUGUCAUUUAAUGUAUUCAGAUUUCAAAUUUCAGGUCAAUUAAGUGCAGUUCAAGUGCUCUCCAAUUGUAAACAUUAAUUAUGCAAAAGAGAAUGAAUCUAAUUUUCAGUAAUUAUUCAUUUUUGUUUCAACCAUAAAAAACUAUUAAUUAUUAAAUACAGGAAAAUGUUUCACAGCAGAAUGCAGGAUGAACAUUCAGAGAAGCUGAAAUGGUUUGCUAAAUUGUAUUUCCAAAUAAAAAACCUAUUUUGGAUAUGUAGCUUUUACAUAAUAAUAAUACAUUGUUAUUCUUAUAUAUUCAUAUCAAACUGUAUUAUGGCAGUUUCUGUGGGGUGACGUUAUAAUGUAACCCAGAUUUUGCUGUGUAUUCCAAAUGUGAAGACUUGUACUCCAGGGGUGAUGGGUUUCAAGGUGAGUUACCUAUUCUGCCCUUAGCCUGAAUAUCCAUCAUUUGUAUCAGUAGAAAAAGUAGUGGUGUGUGAGUCACCCUGUGUGGGGGCAUAUCAGAAGGUAAUUGUCCCUGGUGCUUGAGAUGUUAUACUGCUAUGAAUUGUGCCUUUUGCUGAGAUCAGACUGACAGAAGUAAACUUGUGGAAGACCAUGGGAAAAUAGCGGGAAAGCACAACAUUUAGUUGAGAGGGUUUUGGAAGCACUUUGCGAACAACCAAGGGCUAUGUUUUCUUAGCUUACAUUUUCUCUUCUUGCUCCUCUAAAUCAUCUCCCACUUUGGUUUCUACAGUUCUUGUCCUUAUUUGCACCCAACCCAACUGCUGCAGAUGUGCUGUAAAUGAGCGUGAUGACCUUACAAAACUUUAUUUCUUUUGAAGAACAGUCACAGAAUGUUUGAGGCAUUGGCAUGUCGGAGAAAGCUUUACUGCAGAGAAAACUACACCUGU
This is a messenger RNA of Anguilla rostrata (American eel), 6856 nucleotides long. Its product is annotated as KIAA0825 ortholog. The coding region runs from base 787 to 4641 and encodes 1284 amino acids. The record is from RefSeq and is a predicted model, not a curated record. NCBI's taxonomy places the organism in Eukaryota, Metazoa, Chordata, Actinopteri, Anguilliformes, Anguillidae. The transcript is spliced from 20 exons.